Coregonus clupeaformis (lake whitefish) is the source of this 2034-nucleotide messenger RNA. RefSeq names its product ras-like protein family member 10B. The transcript has 4 exons. Gene Ontology annotation, molecular function: GTP binding; GTPase activity. Lineage: Eukaryota; Metazoa; Chordata; Actinopteri; Salmoniformes; Salmonidae. The record is from RefSeq and is a predicted model, not a curated record. The coding region runs from base 215 to 904 and encodes 229 amino acids.
UUGGGAAGCCAACGAAUGAGGUUAUACACACAUCAGCAUCACCGCAGGUGUAUUUGCAGCAGCACAUUGGAAUAUACACAUCUCACUGCAUCGGAACCAUACCUGUGCGCACGUGUGAUAGGGGGUGUUGGUGGCCUAUGAAUGGGGCCGAGUGUGCCCCCCACCACCACACCUGCCUCUGCGCCCGUGGGGACUAUGCGUUGCACAACCCUGAAUGCACUGGCCGGUGGUUUGCGAGAACAGGGAGGGGGGCGGAGCGGCGGCAAGGGGUCGAGGGGAGCGCAGCAUGCCCCCUCCCUUCCGCAUCGCCGUGCUGGGUGCGCAGGGCGUGGGCAAGACUGCCAUCGUGCAGCGCUUCCUCCACGAUGACUACAGCGAGGCGCCUGCCCCGGCAACCAGCCGUGCCCGUCGGGUCCACCUGUCGGCUGCCGUACUCAAUGGCCACGUGCAUGACUUGCAGAUCACUGACUAUCCUGCCAUCACCAGCUUCCCCUGCAGCUCACUGCAGGAGUGGACAGACACCUGCUGCCGAGGUAUCCGCAGCGCUCACGUCUACAUCCUGGUCUAUGACAUCUGCUGCUUCGACAGCUUCGAAUACGUCAAGACUAUGCGCCAGCAGAUCCUAGAGACCAGGGUGGUGGGCACAGGCGACACGCCCAUCCUGAUUGUGGGGAACAAGCGGGACCUGCAGUGGGGGCGUGUCAUCCCCCGCCACAACGUGUCCGACCUGGUUAGGAAGAACUGGAAGUGCGGCUACAUGGAGUGUUCGGCCAAGUACAACUGGCACGUGCUGCUGCUAUUCGGGGAGGCUAUGCGCAGUGUGGUCUGUGCCCGCUGCAAACACGCCCAUGCCACCAUUCGCUUCCAACGGGCACUGAGGAACGAACGCUGUGCCCUCAUGUGAUUUACUCAGUGACGGUGGGUGGGCACCGGAGUGGCAUUGAGGGCCAUUGGUACAGUAAACUUCCCUAGGAACACCUGAGAAGUAUUGAUGGAUCACUGUGACUGACUACCAUGACUGACCACGUUUCUGCCCCAUGUGAAACUACAGUAUUAACAUGUAACACCCCUCUGUUUUGCUGUUGAUAUAUGACUUACUUGAUCAGAUGGAGAGUACCACCCUAUCCAUCUUUGUAAAGUAUCUUUGAUAUUUUCUUGACUUGGAGGCAGCUAAACCAACCAAAACCCCUGGCUAUACAAUUCUGAACUUAUCCAAGUGCACUAAAGAAACUUUCCAGCAUCUGGUAGUCGCUCCCGACAGACAGAUUGGCUUAUGUUGUUUGACUAACCUGGGCGUUGAUCAAUGUGUGACAUUGCUAAUGUCAAAGCCACCUUUGGAGUGGGAUUGAGGCUGGCAUCUGCUGAUGCGGGGGCAGGCAGAUGGAUCCUUCCGUUCCUGGGCUCGGUGCAUUCUCUUUCUCUGCUCUGAUAUGUCUUGAAGGUUUUACACUUGAGUGUAAAAUCCCCCAAGGUAGCAUUACGAAUUCCAUACACAAGCGCUGAAACAAAACAAGCACAAACAAAAAAAUCCAACUGUCAUUCAAUUUAUAAGUUGAAUGCACCAAUUUGUAAGUCGCUCUGGAUAAGAGCGUCUGCUAAAUGACGUAAAUGUAAAUGUAAAAUUUAAGCCAAUCGCAAAAGACCCUCUCCUUCACACCUUCUGAAACCAAAACAAACAACCAUAGAGACACAGUGUCCCACACAGUGUUUAACCUUCUAGUAGCUUACAAAACACUGACAGUCCUUACCAGAGAAUUGUCUGUUUCAUUUACUGAGGACACAUCCCUUUUUACCGCAGGGUUUCUAGUCCUUGGUGAAGGUUUAAGCAAGCCUAGUGAAUUUCAAAGUGGAUGGUGACAUUCUGUUAUUUGGAGUAAUAUCACCCAAUCCAGUCCACCUUUACACUCCAACCGCAAACACAACCUUGUACAUCAUAAAUCUAUAAUUGUAGAUGCACAUGAUAAGGGUUUUUAAAACAAAAUAAUGUGACAAAAUACUUUUGCAAGGCACUGGAUGUACUGUAUAUAAAGUUGU